This is a messenger RNA of Porites lobata, 8766 nucleotides long. The record is from the annotation of a GenBank genome assembly. Lineage: Eukaryota; Metazoa; Cnidaria; Anthozoa; Scleractinia; Poritidae.
AUGUGGUCAUUCCACGAGAGGUAUGGAUCGAGCAUAACGCCGAGAUACUUAGGAUAGACUCGUGACAGGACAGUGUCCCCUGUUCUGACUGUGAAACUAUCAACUAGGGCAAGCCUCUGAUGUGUACCAGUCAACAUUACCUUAGUUUUGCUAUAGUUAAAGGUAGAGGAAGUUAUUAUUAAGCCACUCUAUUAUAUGCUUAAGAUCUUUGGAUAGCAUAGAUUCUAUGUCGGUGAUGGAACUACUGCUAACCUAUAGGAGGGUAUCAUCCGCAUACAGUUGGAUUUUACAAUGCUUUACCACCGAGGGUACAUCGUUGAUGUAGAUUAUAAAUAACAAGGGACCGAAAAGGAUUGGGGAUUAGAUGUUGAUCCAUUCACUACAACGCUUUGUGUCCUAUCUGACAAGUCAAGUGAUGGUUGGGGUAGCGAAAAACCAAAAACAAAAAUUCGAGCAAGAGAAAAUGUCCCCCCAAAAAUUUAUGCAAAGUGAAACCCAAAGGAAAAACAUUCAUGCAUGACAAAGUGUUUAGCCUCUGUGCACCUCGAUUAAAAAGUGGAGCAAAAGAAGCAAGGCUGAUUACAACCUGAGAUCAGGCCCAAUUUUAGCAGUUCUCAUAUACAUUUUCUCUUACGAAGUCUCUUUUCGUUUCGCCUUGCUCGCCGGAUAGGACCGAUAUUACCAAGGACUCACAGAGCAUAGAGAAAAUUUCUCUGUUCUAGCUACCAACUGUUCGCUUUAGUAGGCCCACCCGGUUUUGCUUUAUUUACUAUUACAUCCACCCGAUUCGACACUUACUUACUUACUCACUUACUUACCGAUACUUACUUACUUGUGCUAUAGUUUGUGUCCUAGUGUUUGCUUUUUUUGUCUUUUUUUGUUUUUGAACCGAUCUGGGCUGGUUUUGCGAUCUUGUCCUGUGUCACUAAGUCCGUUUGACUUUCAUAUAGAGAGCUCGAAAUGCUGUGAUCCGUGAAUUUCCGGUCACCUAAUUUUGAGGCCCCUGAUUCGCUGUUCUUUCGGAAAGUAUUCGUGAAAAAACCAAAUCGAAUUUAGCUGCUAAUAUAUCUAUUCAUAUAGUGACUCACGUUGUAACAUGCCAAAGAAUUAAUGAUCCUGAACGCAUUCUCUCAGGCUGGGCUGAUGCGUUUCUAAGAUUGUUUUAAAGCUUUACCCGCAACCUUGUCAACGCUCAGAAAAAACAUGAACUGAAACCGGACCAGACCUGACACUAACUGAUCGUAAUCCUGGAGAUAAUUUUCUGCAAUAAUGGGAUGUUAGAUACAUGAUUCGUGAUGUGAAGGAAAGUAGGGUCCUUAUUCGUGACUGGGACCUCCAUUCAAUGGCUAAUUGAGGGAUUAACUAGACUUGUUUAGACACAUAUUUAAUGUAUAAAUAAAACUGGAAGAGAGAUCUUUAUUUACAAAAAAGUCAAAUUAGUAUAUUUACAGUGGUCAAUCUCUUCACAAUAUAAAGUCUCAAACUGAUUACAAUUUGCAAAUUUGCUUCUUAAAUAAUAGAAUAAAGUACAUUAUACAACUUUAAUUUAGCAAACAUUACUAGGAAACUGGAGCGGAAGCUGAUAGCAUGCAUGAAAUCAAAAUGUCUGUAGCACAAAGCAUUAUUAGUGGUGUUUUAAACUAAGGGGUAAAGAGCACUGUUCAUUUGUCAGAAUUGACCGGCAGCCAGACCGCUCCCCCGUUCCCGUUUUAAUGAGGAAAGGUAAGUAAAGGCGCACACGAGCCAAAGACCCACACGGCCGGAGCUUAUACCGGUUUCCGUAGCAUUUAGCAAGCCUAGGAGUAUUGCUACUCCCUCACUGGACGGGAUGCUAGUCCAUCGCAGGGUUAUAAAUAUCUUGGUGUUGAAAUAGAUCAAUCAUUAACUUGGAGAGAUCAUGUAGACAAAAUUGCUAAGAAAGCUUCUGGAGGAAUUGGAGUUCUGAGACAUGUAAGGCAUCUCAUACCUUAUCAUUCAUUAAUUACGAUGUUCAAAUCCAUUGUACUAUGAUCGUAUUUCGAUUAUUGUAGUAUAGUGUGGGGGAGCUGUGGGGAAGGGAUGCGUAACAGACUCCAGACCCUCCAAAGCAGAGCUGCCAGAGUGGUAACUUCGUCUAGUUACGAUAGGCGAUCAGCUGAGAUACUGGAUGAACUUGGGUGGGAUAAUUUUCAGACGCGAAGGACAGGUCAAUUUGCCACGAUAAUGUAUAAAUUGAAAAAUCACAUUGCACCAGAUCAUGUGCCUCAAAUUUUAGCCUGCGUAGCAAGCGUUUCCGUGCUGUUUCCGAGCAAGGACCGCGCGAAAAAUCAUUUCUCGCGCGGCCAAAACCGAGAAUCUCGUUCCUCGGUCUUUCUUUGCUCCGAAACAGCACGGAAACGCUUGCUACGCAGGCUACUCAAAUUUUUAAUAGUACAAUUCCUAUGUACACGUAUAAUGUAAGGAACUCAAAAUAUAAUUUGUUUGAACCAAGACUGUAUACUGAGGCUGAAAAAAACAGCUUCCACUAUAGAAGGGCCGUUCUCUGGAAUAGUCCAUCAAACGCCGUUAAAGGACACAGAAGCUUGAAAUUAUUUCUCUCGCAUUUGUAAAUUUAGAACCAUUUUAAUAACUAUACUUAUCUAAUGUUAUUUUAUUGCAUGAUUUUUGCACGGGUCUCUGGAAGAGCAUUUUUAUCAAUGAGAUUCCGUGAUUAAAUAAAGAUGAUGAUGAUGAUGACCCCCCAGCAGUAUGUCGCCGGUACCCAUUAUACAUCUGGGCGAAGAGAGACAAAGUGGAGUAAAAUUCCUUGUCUAAGGAAUCAACGCGACGGGCGAGGCUUGAAGCCCGGACCUCCAGAUCCAGAGUUCGAGGUGUUAACCGCUCAGUCACACACGCCUCCACGUUGUAAUGAGAACUACUCUUUUAACUAAAAAUGUCCAGCCUGAGAUGAGUCAAUUUGUGAAUAAUAUGCAUCGGUUGAUAUGUAUUAAUUUUAGCCAAAACUCCUUUAAAAAGCCUAUUUCAAUUACGAAAUAACCGGUCCGGCGCCCUAACACUAGUACGUUUUAAUUUAUUAGUUAAUACACUAUAGCAAAUUAUAAAAAGACUCUCACUAAGUAACUAAUUUUACUAUAACCUAUAUAUAUUACUUGAUGUACCAAAAUAGAGGCAGUGGCCUUGGGAAUAUAUUAACAUACAAUAGUAAGAAAAAUACUCUGAUGAAUUACUUCUACUAUAUUGAAAUACUUACAUAGUAUGAUAAGGAAUUGGUGUUCCCCAGCAACGAGGCGUAAUUAGAGGCUUCUGUAUUCGCAAGCUAGUUAAGGAUUGCUGUCAUUCAGAAAUUAGUCUUAAACAUUAAUAACUCGUCAAUGAAAGAGUUAUUCGAGGCUGAAAAUAUUUACAGAUUGAUAAAAGCGCACCAGAAACAGGAACAAUUCUUAAAGAACUCGAUUAGAAAAGUCUUUGACUAAGUUCUGUGGUAACGAAUAUCUUUAAAAAGGAUUGAUCCUAUACGAAUAAAUUCUACUCAGUAUGGAACCUGACACUGAAUAUUUUCAAAGACUGCAAGCAAGGAACAACUGGAGCAAAAAUUGUUCUCAACCUCUAAAUGUUAAUGAAAUUGCUAGAAAAAAAAUUUUGACCUGUAUACUGACAGACGUUAAAACCGAGUGUUCAUACGCUACAGUGACAGUCAUAAUCAUUAGCGACAUGACUCAAAGAGAGAGAAACUAGGUAAUCAUUAGUACGCAUAUUUUCCAAGGAUUUUUACAACAACAGGGUCUAAUGGUGGAGUAUUUACAGGGGACUGCAGGCAAGGUGCUGGCCCUAAAAAUCAAGUUCUAUUAAGAAAACUACAGUAAUUUAUCGAAAAAUUGAGGAGGCUGCAUGAAUUUUUUUAGGCAGAAAAUGUUUUUAGUUUUCACUAUUAAAACGGCUAAUUGUACAGUCAUAAGAAAAUUGACGGAUUAAAACCUGUACAUGUGAAAAAAUAGACCUCUUAUGUCUUCCAACAUCUUUGCAAAUGAGGUGCCACAAUUAAGGUCAAAUGUUCCACUCAAAUGUCUUCCAUUUCAUAACGCGAGUUAGCAACUCUUGAAUCACAGUAUAAUCAGACAUCUUUACCUCCUUUAUGUGGAAUAAGGCUAACAUAGUGAAGCUCGUGCAGGUGACCCAGCACAAGCCGGUUGCGACCAGCAACAUCAUACUCUGGGCAGAUCAUUACGUCAUGGCGAUGCCGCAGACUGCUGAUCACGUGGAUGCACGUUUGAAAACAGUUUGCCGCGCCGUGUAGAAUCACGUGAUCACCCCAUGUACCAUCUGCCAUCAUACUUGUGAGGUAGGCAUCCCAAGAUGGAUAUCCAUCAACAAAAUGAAACAGUUCUGUCCCAUCCGGCUGUAAGAAAGAAAGAAAAAUACUGUAGUUAAUAGAGAAAAAGGUAGAGUGCUUUUGUAGAAGGUAUUUUAUUUAGACAGCCGCGUUGUUUGUUCUCUCUAAGGCUGACCCCACUGGUAUCAGCACUAGUAUAGUGUACACUGUUUUAGGAGUAUCCCUAUUAAAGUAUUAAAGCAGAGAUUUGUUGACCUUAGUAGUAUAGGAGGAGCCAGGUAGACGUCUUUUCUAAAGUGAAAUGAAUUAACGUCGAUGACGUCUUUAUCUCCUUUGCGCGCCAAGAAUCAGUGAACCGGAACCAGAACAAUAAAGCUAUGAUCAUACUAUACCAGAUAAGCUUUGGUGACGACACGAAAAGCCAUCCAGUAUAGUAUGAACAUCGUAUCCGAUAUGUGACUCUCCACUUAAGAGAUCGGUGCAGCACAGCUUCUCUCCGUUUAACAGAAAUCGCGCCGAAAUCACCGUUCUUAUGUGUGAACUGAAACCCCAUCCGGUAUGAUUCUCGUGCCCGCGAAAAAACUAUACGGUAUAGUGUGAACACAGAUUAAGUUGUCUGCAAUGGACAAUGAAGGCGUCAUGGUUCAGAGGUGUCUUCAUGACCAAAUAAUUAAAAACAUGACGCACAUAAUUUAGAAUGAUCUACCACAUCAUUCUCACAAAAUAAGGACAAGAUCCCAACAAGUUACAUCAUCAAUAUAAGAAUAAUUGGAUAUACUAAAUACUACAUAAAAAUAGCUCGCGACGUUAUCUUGAUGAGAUUCCACCGCAUUUUAUUGCUGAGAUAAAGAUGUCAUGUCAUCGACGUAACUUCACAGUAACAAGAUUCGACUACAAAAAGGGGUCUAACCUAUGUGACCUAUACUACUCCUAAAAAAUGUCAAAAAAAAACCAACAGUUAAGAACGGCAGGGACCAACACUUUUAGGGAGUUGGAGUAGGUUUUAGGGUGGUGUUCGUUACACGUGUAAGAGAGAAAGAGAGAGAGGAGGGAAGGGAUGUUUACUGUUAAAAUAAUGUGAGUUUGGAAAUUGCGACUUUAAAACCAGUAUGUAGUCAUAUCCUGUUCACACAAAACUGGUGUUGGUCGACAUUUCAAGUUUAGCAAAAUACCGUACAGUUGAAAAAUAAAAUAGGACAUGAGCAUGACGAUCGAGCCGACAAAAACAAAUAAAAAAAUUUCUCGGUAUCCACUUAUGCCUCCGACUCGAAAAGUAACUUGGGAAAAGAAUGUGCGUUCUCUCAAAAUUUAUCGCGCUCAUUUAGUCACUGUGGGGGGUUCGGCGCCCUCCACAAAACGUCGCAUACAGACGUUUUGCGUCGCAGUCGUGCAGUGAACGACGAAGCAAAGUACGGAUCAACCCCAGCUGCUAAGAUUGAUCCCAAAGUACAAACAAGCGUGAUGCUCAUGCAGAGCUGAUGUUUGGCUCAUAAAGGGUGGAUUCAUUUGCAGCAUACCCGUAAAGCCGUCACAUUCAAUUGCAGGAAUUUGAGGCCCCGUCCACGCAUAUCCGGAUAUAUACAUUUUUUAAAUCGGAGAUUUAUUUGUCCAUUUUAGCCUUCCGUCUACACGUGAUCGGCAUUUUCGGGCGCCGAAGAAGCAGGUUUUCAUAAAUGGUCCAAAGAGUGGAGAUUUUAGAAACCGACGUGCGGAUGGACGAAUACAGAGGAUUUAGAAUACAACACUGCGCAUGCUCUGUAAAUGGCUGCUAUCGUAUUUCAAUCAUUUUAGCGUUUUUAUGUGGACGGGCGAAAAAGAUUCAAAUACGCUUUGUGUGGACGCGUAUUUCGGAUACGUGUGGACAGGGCCUUAUUGUUUUUAACUUUAAGAGGAAUUAAAACAAUGUAGCGGGCAAAUGCCACAGCUAUGCUCGUAUACUGCAAAUGUGUGCACCCUAAUAAGGUAAUAAGAUACUUACCAGCCUGGGGUUUUCCCGAAGGUGUUGUACAACAGUUCGGCGUAACUCAUCAUGGGAGAUUUGAAUUCCUUUGAUGAGGUCAAGCUGCUCUGAAAGUGCAAAAAACAUGCAGUUUCCCUCUCCUUGAUUGUCAGAUAUCGCAAAACCUUUUUCCAACGCAGUCUUCUUUAACGCCUGCGAAAGCUCAGUCUUGCUGGACUCUGUGCGUGCUUGCAGCAGGAUUUGUUGAAGUGUACGGAAAAUGAGUUCACCUGAAAGCGGAAGAUGAAAAAGACAAAAUAAGAUAGAGGUUAUUUCACGCCAGUUUUGUAGGAGAUGAUGAUAAUGAUAACGAUAAUGAUAAAGAAUUUGUAUGGUGCUAGAACUAUAAAAUAUUCAAAAGCGCUUCACAUUAAGUUACAAUUAAAAAAAUUCCUAAAAAGCUCAUAAUAACGAUAAUAAUAAUAAUAAAAAAAUUCCAUGCUAUGCGAAAAACUAAAAAGUCUAAAAUUCUAUACAAAAUUAAAAUUAAAAUAUUCAAGCACUAAACUUCAGAGUUAUUCUAGUAAAGUAUAAGCUUUCCUAAAAAGAAAUGUUUUAAGAUUCUUUUUAAAAAUGGCUCCUACUUCUUCUUUUAGUUAAUGGCAGCGAGUUCCAUAAAACAGGUGCAGCACAGUGCACUAGUCUGAAACUUACAACAGUCGACAAUUUCAGAAAAAUUACUGUGGUUUUAAAAGAACAAAGUAACUGCACUCUACUGCAAAAAUAUAUUUUGGCUUUGGUUUAAUUGACAAAGCAAACAAUGACAUCACCUGCCAUCGGUCCUGUUGCAGCAUCUUUUUCAAAACCAUUCUGUGGAAGGUCAUCUUGGGUUUUUUCAACACCUGUAAAGUUUAAAAUUAGCAGUGAAUUUAAGUGGCUUGGCCUGUAAAACUGGGAUUCAAACCCAGCAAGCACUGGAGACAAGAGCUCCCGGGACUGAUAUUUCAGUGUCUGAUGGUUAAAACUUACUAUUAAAACCAGAUAAACUGGGAUUCCAGCCCAGCAAGCAAGGGGGACAGGAGCUCCCAGGACUGAUAUUUCGGUCUAGGAUAGUUAAAUCAUUAUUAAACUAGAUAAACUGGGAUUCCAACCCAGCAAGCAUGGGAGACAGGUGCUCCCAGGACUGAUUUUGUAAUCCAUGAUAGUUAAAACUUACUAUUAAAAUUAGAUAAACUGGGAUUCCAAGCAAGGGAGACAGGUGCUUUCAGGACUAAUAUUUGAGUCUAUGAUAGUUAAAUCAUCGUUAAAACUAGACAAACUGGGAUUCCAACCCAGCGAGCAAGGGAAACAAGAAGAAAAAGAAGAAGAAGAACAUUUAUUAAUUUAUGCCGCUCAGGGUAGCCCCUUCAGACGCAAAAAGCUGUCUGUUAUCAAUGGGAGCCCUGAGCAACAACGCACAAAAGAGCAAGGAAGACAGGAGCUUUAGGGACUGCUAUUUCAGUCUAUGAUAGUUACAUCGCUAUUAAGACUAGAUAAACUGGGAUUCCAACCCAGCAAGCAAGGGAGACUGUAAGCGGGAGAGGGAAACAGUUAUUUUACAUAUACGUCAGUUUACUCGGAGAUGCUACACUAAACAUUGAAAAGCUAAAAGCAUCCGAAUAAUCGAAAGCACCCUUGUUCAACAGAAGAAAAUAACCUCACUCUUACCUGCCAUCGGUCCUGUUGCAGCAACUUUUUCACAGUCGUUCGGUGGAAAGUCACCUUCUUUGUUUUUUUCAAGACCUGUAAAUUAAAAAAAGUGUUGAUUAUAACAAAAAAAUGUCACUUAAAAAAAGGAAGAUUCCAACCUUUAAGGCUUCCAUUCAUUUUUUGUUAUAAGUUAUGACCCAAAAGUUUGGCUGGGCUUUUUUUGUUAUUUUCUUUUUAUAUACAAGAGAACCCCAAAAUUGCUGCCGAAUAGAAAUCAGACGACUUUGAUGUAUCGCAAUGUUAUAGAUUUUAAUUUUCUUUUAUCGUUAACUCCUUCAAGUGUAGCCAACAUUUUAUAAAAUUAUACAUAAAAGUUUUAAAGAAUAGAAUUGAUAAGCCGGUAAAAAAGAUUUUGAUUAUUAAACAAAUUCUCCUCAUCAGUAACACAAGAUAUGUAUGGAGAACAGUGUGGAGAGUGUGAAUGCUAACAUUAAGGUUAAAAAGGCUAACGACAAUAGCGAUGCACGUGGACCACGAAACAUAAUAUAGUAAAAAUGUAUUUAUGCACUCGCUAUUGCAGAAGCCAUGGCCAUACAGUGAUGAAAGAAGAAGGUCAAAUGAAGGAUAAUCCUGAUAAGAUAUGCAUUUUAACAUUUUCAAGUACUAAUUAUUAUUAUUAUCGUUACUUUUCUAUCGGUAAAUUUGAUUUCUUACCAUAGACCAUCUUCCACAUUCUUGCAACAAGGGCCUGGCACUGUCUGUCCCAAGAGAAUCUUUCAUCAUAACUUAUUCGCAGUCUUUGGAUUUCCUCAAGCCGCUGUGUCCUUGA